GUAGUGAGGAGAAAAAUAAAGUAGCUCGAUUAGUCUUGGGAAAAGACAGUAAUGUAGAUUGGCGAAAGGAACAAUUGGAGGAUCAAAGUAUUUCAAUUAUAUUUCAGGGAUUGGAAUCUGGCCGACGUCCUUUGUUGAAUAAAGUUUCUUCUGGAAGUCUGUCUUCUAAAAUUUAUUUGUCUUAUUGGGAUAGUUUGGUUAUUAAGGAUGGUGUUUUAUAUAAGAAAUUGGAAGCUCCAAAUUUAAAAUCUAGCUUCUUGCAAGUUAUUGUUCCUAGUUCUCGCGUGAAACAAAUUUUAAUUGAGGCUCAUGAUUCUCCUUCUGGUGGUCAUUUUAANGAUUGUUUUACAAAGCGGGUAGAAGCUUUUCCUUUGAAGAAUAUAAGAGUUUCUACUGUUGCUGAAGUUUUUGUUAAUGAAGUAGUUUCUCGACAUGGUGUUCCUUUGGAAUUGCAUACAUAUCAAGGAAGGAAUUUUGAAUCAAAAUUGUUUUUCGAUCUUUCGAGAUUGUUGGGUUUUAGGAAAACAAGGACUACUGCUUUUCAUCCGCAGUCUGAUGGACAAGUUGAACGUCAACAUCAGACGAUAUUACAGUCUCCUAAGCAUGAAACGACUGCAUUUUCUCCUACUGAGUUAUAUUUUGUGCAAGAUCUAAGAUUGCCUAUCGAUUUGUUGCGUGGGUCUCCGCCUGUCGUUGAUAGUUAUAAAUUUAGUGAAAAUUAUGUUAUAAAUUUACGGGAAAAACUAGAUCAGGUUCAUCAAUAUGCUAGACAAUUGAUGGCAAUUAAAAGCGAUAGAGUGAAAGCGUUUUAUAACCGAAAAGCAAGGAAUUUGUCUUUUGAAGCGGGACAAAAAGUUUGGUUUUAUAAUCCUCGUCGGAGCAAAGGCAAAGCUCCUAAGUUACAAAAUUUUUUGGACGGUCCAUAUGAGAUUGUAAAAAAAAUUAGCGAUGUG
This is a messenger RNA of Dinoponera quadriceps, 953 nucleotides long. RefSeq lists its product as uncharacterized. Lineage: Eukaryota; Metazoa; Arthropoda; Insecta; Hymenoptera; Formicidae. The transcript is spliced from 3 exons. Gene Ontology annotation, biological process: DNA integration. The record is from RefSeq and is a predicted model, not a curated record. The annotation marks the transcript as partial. Gene Ontology annotation, molecular function: nucleic acid binding.